UCUUCCUUACAUCUCCCCUUCUAUCAUUUUCUCUCUCCUUCUCUUUCACGCAUCGUCUUUCCUUUUCUUCCUUUCUUACUCUUUCCCUCCUAAUUAAAACCUCACAUCCUUAUAUAAACAGACCUCUCUCUCUCUCUCUCUCUCUCUCUCUCUCAGCUACAUAAGAAUUUCAGUUGAAAUGGCGAAUGUAAAUGUUUCUGGAGCGAUCUUCAGGCCAGAAUUUUCAAUCUGCGAGCAUUCAUACAUGGAAAAGAGACAGCUCUUCCUUCGAAGCUACCAAUUCAGUCGAAAGAGAAGCGUGAUGGAGAGAAUCAAGCUAUCUCUCGUUCGAGUCAAGCGCCUCGUUUGGGUCAAGCUCCGCUCCGCCAGAAAGCUACGUCGCUUGGUUUGGUCCAGACUCCGGUACGGACACAACCGCAGAAGGUUUCACCGCUUAAUCAACAGAUCCAACGGUGGAGAUUGGACAUUCUCUUCAUGCUGUUAGUUUUAUUUUUCAAUUUUUGGGAUUACCCCAAGUGAAACAUUUUAGGCCUAAUCUAUCUGUGUAAAUUAUGGAAUGGAGAAGGAAAGAUGGUGGGUUUUGUACUUGUAAUCUUUCCUAUCCUCAUGACCCUUAAUAGAUUUUCAGAUUAUAUUUUGGAAUUUUAGUUUAAUGGUAAUUAGUUUA
Molecule: messenger RNA, 667 nt
Organism: Magnolia sinica
Lineage: Eukaryota; Viridiplantae; Streptophyta; Magnoliopsida; Magnoliales; Magnoliaceae
Exons: 1
Coding region: 179-484 (101 amino acids)
Source: RefSeq, a predicted model, not a curated record